UUUAUUAUUAUAUUUUUAAAUGUUUACGAGCAUCACGCGCGUCAUCAAGCUCCACGCGCCUCUGCGUCAAUGACGCGGCCGAGCAUAGGGGGAGGAGCCUCCCGAAGGCCAGGAGGAGCCUGCUCCGGAGCGCUGAGCUCCUCGAAGGCAGAGGGAGGGCCGCUCCUCAUCUGUCAGCUUCACUGCUUUUGUGAGACGAGCGGGCUGCAGGAUGGAGCGGAUGGAGUCCAUGGAACCCAUCUCGGCUUACUACACCACCUCCUACCCGGAGAUCCAGCCCGACAGCGGCUACGGCUCCAGGGAGACCCCCGAGAGUCAGGCGAAGACGCCGCCGGCCCCCGCGUACAACGAGGAGCUGGAGCACAAGACGAUCCUCGUUGGAGACAGUGGAGUCGGCAAGACUUCCUUGCUGGUCCAGUUCGAUCAGGGAAAGUUCAUUUCUGGUUCUUUCUCUGCAACUGUUGGCAUCGGAUUAACGAAUAAAGUGGUAACUGUUGAUGACACAAAAGUCAAACUCCAGAUCUGGGAUACAGCAGGGCAGGAGCGGUUCAGAAGUGUGACACAUGCGUACUACAGGGAUGCACAUGCACUACUCCUUUUAUACGACAUCACCAGCAAAUCGUCCUUUGACAACAUCCGGGCAUGGUUAACAGAGAUCCACGAGUAUGCACAGAGCGACGUAGUCAUCAUGUUGCUGGGCAACAAGGCAGACAUGAGCAGUGAGCGAGCGAUCCGAAGAGAUGAAGGAGAAAGACUGGCAAGAGAGUAUUCUGUUCCAUUCAUGGAGACCAGCGCCAAGACGGGAGUAAACGUCGAGCUGGCCUUCACAGCCGUCGCCAAAGAGUUGAAGCAGCGAGCCAUCCAGCAACCCAAUGAAGCAAAGUUCCAGAUUCACCAAUACAUCGAGGCCCGCAAGGAGAAGUCGGGCUGUUGCAGCUACUUCUAAACCCAAACUAAAAAAAAAAAACUAAAAAAACAGGAAAUCAGGAAUUCAAACUCACGUUGAGAGCUUCUAAGUGAAGAGAACUACAUUCUGGUGCCAUUCAUCUCAGAAAAACAACAACUACAGCCAUCAGUGGAGUCAAAGAAGAAUGAACGGACAUCAGAAAACCGGCCGUUCUUCUCUGCUCACAAACAGGAUCUCUAAUAUCAAGACACUUUCAGAUAUGGUACAUUUUAAGCAAAUUGAUCUAAUAAGAAAAUAGAUUUAUUUUUUACUACAGGAAGAGAAAAACAACAGCUUUAGGAUUCAGAUUAAAGUACCUCUAAAUGACAAAAAUUGAGUUUCCGUCCCACUAAAAUAAACAUAUUAUGUUUUUAUUCAUUGAAAGACAUGGAGAUUCUUGUCAGUAUUAAGCUGCUACCCCACACUGAGAAAGGCGAGGCUACUAUGUGCUGGAGGAAAUACACAGAAUACAUUCGAGGUAGAGUUUUGUACUAUCAUGUACUAUAAAAGAGAUGGUGCAAGAAUAAGAAUCAGAGAGAGUAAUGUUUCUCAAACACGGAGGAGAUACAUCCUGUAUAUGUAUUUUACUAAAAAGUUUUCUUUGGGACAUUGAAAGCACAAAAUCGGGUUUUCUAAGCCGGAUGUGAAUAGAUUUGGUUUUAAAGUCACAUUUUUGCAUCAAGUAAAGCAAAAGGACAUAAAUCUGAAAACGUAAACGUUUGACAUUAUUAUAAAUCCUUGAAUUCUUUUAAUCUUUUCAAAGUUUUUUUGAAGUUUUCAAACUUGGCUCUUGGUUGUACUUCCAGCAGGAAAUCCCUUUUCCUCCCAGGAACAUCUGACUCUAAAGUCUGGUCAGUCUGGCUGCUGUGAUCGCUCGGUUCCAUGCUCGGGCUCAGUUAUACGAACCAUAUCAAAGUCAUGGGAGACAGAUAAAAUUAUCCAACAUUUAGUAAACUCACAGCAUAAGUAAAACUACAACAGCAGGACAGGCUUUAGCAGGGAGUAUAAAGGACACUUCUUUGACGUAUCUGUUAGACCUUCUUCUCUCCUAAAUUUCAAACUUUUGACCAAAUAGACCCUUUUGACAUGACAUCACACAAAAGGGCGAGCGUAUAAAGUGACUUCCGGUUUAUAGGUUUAGAACGGCAAAGCUGACUGCUGAACUCUGUUUAAGGCAAUUUUAAGUAAAUAAUGAAAGGUAACCUAACCAAUUGUAACCAAAAUUUGUACAAUAUGUAUUUUCUAAAUGUCCUACCUGGUUGUGUUCCCACUUAGAUCAAAUGUCAGUAUUCCUCCUGCAGAAUGCUUCCCCAAAAGUGUAUAGAUGAGAUUAAACAAGUCGUGGAUUACAGGACCUUCAUUGAUGCUGCUGGUUUGAUUAUGAAGGUCAUUCAGAUUUUCUUCUUCUAAUUUAUGCUAAUGCUAACGCUAGCUUUCCUCAACGGGGAUGAGACGUAGAUCUGCAGAAGAUCUUUUCUGUCCAGUUGAAGUUACAUUUCUGUGUUCCCAAAAUCACUGAGAGCAAACGUCAGACAAUUUCAACGUGUCUUAUAAUAAAGAAAAACUAAUAACUGUUGUGUUAUUUUCUGACGUAGCUCCCCUUUGCUGUUGCUCAUAACUGUGUCUGAUCCCUGCAGGAUCAUAAAGGUAAACAAGGAUAAAAAUAAUUUGAAACCGUCAGAAAAAUAUAUAAGGAAAGGAUUCUUUGCAUGUUAUUUUCUAAAUACCUAUUGCCAGAGUUGAACUUUUGUUUUGAAAGCUGAAAAUACGUGGCUUCAUAGCCACACUGAAAAUAUUCACUGUUCCACUUGGUAAACAUUCCUAAUUUUACAAUUACCCCUUAAAAUACCCCAAAAAACAACAAAUACCUCUUAUUACAACAACUAUUUAGCCUUGGGUGCAGUUAAAACACGAUCGGCCAACAUGCAGCAAUCUGCAUCUUGGCCCUUUCCUAUUAAAUGUGGCCAACAUGAAUUUCCAUCAGUUUUUGUGCUGAUCGCAGUUAAAACACGUGUAAUAACAUCAAGCAGAAUAGAACCGUUAGAAUAAUAUCUGCUCAAAUGAAAGGUCGAUAUUUUCAAUAGAACUUCAAAUAUUGAAGAUUAUUCACAUUUAUAUUUAGAUUUGUGAAUGAUCUACGACAGGAAAUGAAAAUACAGUUCAGCAGGACAUUCAGAAAAUGAAUAUUGUACAUUUUUCUGUUUAAAUUGGUACGGUUACCUUUUAUUAUUUAUUUAAAAUUGAUUUAAACAGCGUUCAGCUGUCAGCUUUGCCGUUAUAAACCUGAACACCAGAAGUCAGUGUUCCCAUUUUCACCCCUGUCGCCAUUUUGUCUGACGUCACCGUGAAAAGGGUCUAUCAACAUUGAAGGUACAAUGUCAAGACAACUGCGUUUUGUUUCUCCAGCAUGGACGGUCUGUGAACUGUCAUCUCUCGCUGUUGGGAUCGUUCCUUUGGUCUUGAGCUUGAGCUGAUCAAGAGAAAGACUUUCUUGCUGUGUUCAAUGUGCAAAUUUAACAGUUCAUCUUGGUCCUGAAGCAGCAAAAGUUCCCCCACACCAUGACUCUACCACCACCUUGUCUUGUUAUUGCUCCGGUGUUUCUUGGUUCUAGAUAAAUCCGGACAGAAUUCUCUUUCUCGUCGGUUCUGAGAUGAGUUCUCUUCCAAAGCCUUUUCUUGUCAAACAUCAACUGUAUUUUUGUAUUUCUUAGUCUCAUUGAUCUGACAUUUGUAUCUUAUGUCAACUUUUGGAUGAAUAUUUUCAUAUGUAUUUGUGUUUUCUUAUUUCUAUGUCGGUCAUUGCAUUCAGAUCCUGAAGGUUUUUGUUUGGUGUGAGCUUCUUUUCCUAUGCAAACCGACCUGUUGUAAUAAUUCCUGUUUCUGCUUUGGCGUCUUUUGAUGGUGGAAUUAUGAAAAAAACAAAAAAAACCUUUGUAUGAACAAUGACAUUGUUUCUAUUGGUAAUCUGAGGAAGAAGUUAAUUUACAUUUCAAAGGUUUUCUGUAAUUAUACAGCUUCAUGACAAAAUAUAAAUUUAGAUGAACAAACUCCAAAGGGCUAAAUAUUAAGCAUUUAAAAUACCUUCAAAUUAUUCAAAUAUUACAAAAAAAAAAACAGCCUAAACAUUAAGAAAAUCUUCAAAAAAUCUAAUUUUCAGGAAACAUUUUAUGCGAUGCAGCAGAUUUGGACAAAAGCCAUAAUCUGAGUUCAGCUUUGAGCAGAAAUGGUUGAACAAAAGUUUUGUUGGCGACUCAUUUCUGACAUAAUGCAGCCAUGCAGCAGCUGGUGAGGAAUGACAUCUGUCAGAAAGGGUGUGCCACUCCGCACAUGUGCAGCAAUGCAUGCUGGGUGGCUCACAACAAAUAGAUGGAACGCUCCAGAUCUGCAUGCAGCUGUUACCACAGCGCAUUGGACUCCUAAAGUUAUCAAGUCUGAACUUGGUGCUCAGGGCUGCUUUAUUUUUUUUAAGACUAAACUGAAAAUAGAUGAAACAGCAUCAACAUUAUCAAUAUUGCCUUUUGUCAGCUAGCUUUUACAGCACAAAGAAAUUGUUCCGAUCUUAAAAACAAAAUAAUAAAAACUAAUUUAUAAAACACAUCUUGUCAAAUAAUUUAAUAUGAUCAGUGUUUACAAGUAUAACGUACGGAAAAUAUUAUAAGUGAAAAAUCUAGUCAGUAAAAUGAUCUGAUAAAGAUUUUUUUUUAAUUGAAACAAACUACAAACUCCUGUCGUCUGUGAUUGUGAACUUUAAGGUCCAGUUCAGCUGAUCCAGAUUGUGGGUCUUUGUGUUUCCCACAGCUGUUCUGACCACACAGUCUAAGGCUGUGUUUGAUGUGCUGCAUGCUGGAUUAAGAAUAAAACUUUUUCAAUCAACA
Oryzias melastigma (Indian medaka) is the source of this 4821-nucleotide messenger RNA. RefSeq names its product ras-related protein Rab-37. The coding region runs from base 212 to 946 and encodes 244 amino acids. The transcript is spliced from 9 exons. The record is from RefSeq and is a predicted model, not a curated record. Gene Ontology annotation, molecular function: GTP binding; GTPase activity. Gene Ontology annotation, cellular component: endosome; trans-Golgi network transport vesicle; Golgi apparatus. Gene Ontology annotation, biological process: cellular response to insulin stimulus; protein localization to plasma membrane; neurotransmitter receptor transport to postsynaptic membrane. Lineage: Eukaryota; Metazoa; Chordata; Actinopteri; Beloniformes; Adrianichthyidae.